GCAUGUUGUUACCGGAGUUGUGUCAAAGGUCAAAACUCUACGCUCCAAUGUUGUGAACGAAGUGGAAACUGAUGAAACAUUUGACAGCUAAGAGAAGCUUGCUAAUUUACUUAUUAUUUAACCUUUGAUAAUAAGCACAUUUAUGCUUUUUAGAUCAUUAAGAUUGUUAGGUAAAUUUUUAUUUGAUCAAGGUCGAUAUUGUUAAGCUUUAUAACUUACUUUUAUAAUGACUUUAGUCUUUACUGACAAACUAGCAAGCUAACUAGCAAGAGCUAAUAGCAUUUACUAACGUUAAUUGUUAACGUUAGCUAGCUACCCAUAUCUGCACUCCGGUGGAGUUAGUGGAAAUGUAACUAGCUUAUUUUUCAGUUUGAUAGUAUGAACUGAGUAAUGCUAUUUACCUGCAAUUAUUAAAGACAAAUAGCAAGCAGUGAUUGAUCAUUUUAGUCACGUAGCUAAAAGCUAGCAGCUUGCUACUGUAGCCAUCACUGAACAUAGGAACAAUGACACUCGCCCCGAAGGAGCUGUCCAACCUCUUGGGUAUCAUCUCUGAGGAAGCUUGCACCAACACUUUUGAAAGUCUGUCAACCGCCUUUCAUCAUUACUUCGCAAAGGCCGAACAUUUCCGAGUGGGUUCGGUGUUGGUGAUGCUGCUGCAACAGCCGGAUCUUCUGCCCAGCUCUGCCCAGCGCCUCACCGCCCUCUACCUUCUCUGGGAGAUGUACCGCACAGAGCCUCUUGCCGCCAACCCCUUUGCCGCUGUCUUUGCUCACUUGCUGAACCCCUCACCAGUUGGGGAGGAACAGGAGAAACAACUGUCAGGUGAGUGUGUCCUGACUCCUAUCAGUUUGCAUAGUGAUAAGUAUUGUUCAAAGUUUUCACGACCUGUGUGUGUGUGUAAAGUGUGUGUUGCUUUCAUCCACAGGUAGUUAAGUCAUGUCUCAACCCAGGUCUAUGCAGAACAUCCACAUUUCAAAUACUUACACACUGAUCAUUGUACUGUCCACAGGAUUCUUGCCACCCAUAACACAGCCUGAGAAGUUCUUUCUCUCCCAGCUGAUGCUGGCACCUCCAAGGGAACUCUUCAAGAAAACUCCCAGACAGGUGUCAUGCAUGGACAUGGGAAAUAUGCCACAGUCUAUAGAUAUUAGUGGGCUGCAGUUGGCCUUGGCAGGUACAGUACCUGAAUGUAUGCACUCAUGUAUGUUGUAUGGAGGAUGGUUAUAGAACCUCAAGAAUUUUAGGCAGCUCAAAAAUAGUUAUGUAUGAUUAGGAUCUCAAAGUUAGGAUUCCACCCACAGAUGUUUGCCUGUGUUGAGACAUAACACCUCUCAUAUAUUUACUGUAGUAUAACAUACAGUUCUUUACACUUUACUAUGCUGCAUUUCUAACACUUUAUAUGUAAACUCUCUUAUCUCUCUCUCUCCCCUUGACCCUGCAGAGCGCCAGUCAGAGCUACCCACCCAGAGUAAGGCCAGCUUCCCCAGCAUCCUCAGCGACCCGGACCCAGAUUCCUCCAACUCUGGGUUUGACAGCUCAGUGGCCAAUCAGAUCACAGAGUCCCUGGUCACUGGGCCUCGACCUGCACUGGAGAGUAAGUGGAGCAUUUAAUCAAUCACGAUGUUAUGAGUCUAUCUGUUAUGUUUAUGGAGGACAUAAAUUAGGAGUAUGUCUAUGUUAAUGUACACAAAAACAUAUUUUGUAUUUUCAUUAGCUUGGUAUUGUAAUGAUACAGGAAUGAUACAGUGAAGUACACUGUGGCCAAUUUAUAAGGUACACCCAUCUAGUACCAGGUCGACUGCCCCUUUGCCUCCAGAACAGCCGGAAUUCUUUGGGUUAUGGAUUCUACAAGGUGUGACGUUAAAACGUUGCUAAAUUGGUAUCAACAGACCUAACGUGUGCCAGGAAAACAUUCCCCACACCAUUACACCACUGCCACCAGCCUGUACUGUUGACACCAGGCAGGAUGGCCCAUCUGUGAAAAUAACCGAUGAGUUGUGCGUUCCGAGAUGCCGUUCUGCACACCACUGUUGUACUGCGCUGUUAUGUGCCUGUUUGUGGCCCGCCUGUUAGCUUGCACGAUUCUUGCCAUUCUCAUCAAUUAGCUCUUUUCGCCCACAGGACUGCCGCUGACUGGAUGUUUAUUGUUUGUCGCACCAUUCUCUGUAAUCCCUAGACACUGUCGUGCGUGAAAAGCCCAGGAGGCCGGCCGUUUCUGAGAUACUGGAACCGGCGCGCCUGGCACCAAUCAAUCAAUCAAUCAAUUUUAUUUUAUAUAGCCCUUCUUACAUCAGCUAAUAUCUCGAAGUGCUGUACAGAAACCCAGCCUAAAACCCCAAACAGCUAGUAAUGCAGGUGUAGAAGCACGGUGGCUAGGAAAAACUCCCUAGAAAGGCGAAAACCUAGGAAGAAACCUAGAGAGGAACCAGGCUAUGAGGGGUGGCCAGUCCUCUUCUGGCUGUGCCGGGUGAAGAUUAUAACAGAACCAUGCCAAGAUGUUCAAAAAUGUUCAUAAGUGACAAGCAUGGUCAAAUAAUAAUCAGGAAUAAAUCUCAGUUGGCUUUUCAUAGCCGAUCAUUAAGAGUUGAAAACAGCAGGUCUGGGACAGGUAGGGGUUCCAUAACCGCAGGCAGAACAGUUGAAACUGGAAUAGCAGCAAGGCCAGGCGGACUGGGGACAGCAAGGAGUCACCAACGAUCAAACCACUCUCAAAGUCGCUUAGGGCACUCGUUUUGCACAUUCUAAUGUUCAAUCAAACAGUAGCUAAAUGCCUCGGUGUCUGUUUGCCUGCUUUAUAUUGCAAGCCAUGGCCAUGUGACUCACUGUCUGUAGGAGCGAACCAUUUUUGUGAACUGGGUGGUGUACCUAAUAAACUGGCCACUGAGUGUAUAUAGGAUAUCCCAAGUAUCACGUAAGCCACAUACCCAGUCUGUAACAGCUACCUGUGACCCUCCCUCUCCCCAGGUCACUUCCGUCCAGAGUUCAUCCGGCCGCCCCCUCCGCUGCACGUGUGUGAGGACGAGCUGGCGUGGCUGAACCCCACGGAGCCAGACCACAGUGUGCAGUGGGACCGCUCUAUGUGUGUGAAGAACAGCACAGGCGUGGAGAUCAAACGUAUCAUGGCCAAGGCCUUCAAGAGCCCACUGUCUGCCCAGCAGCAGUCACAGGUGAGUAGACAGGUACACUGUCUACUCAAAACUGUAUUUUCAAUAUUUCAAAAAUCCUUAACCUUCGCUCGUGAAUUCAACCUGAAUAUCUCUCUUAAUAUUGCUGCCUCUCUCCCUACAGCUCCUGGGUGAGCUGGAAAAGGAUCCUAAGCUGGUGUACCACAUCGGUCUGACCCCGGCCAAACUGCCUGACCUGGUGGAGAACAACCCUCUGGUGGCCAUCGAGAUGCUGCUCAAACUGAUGCAGUCCAGCCAGAUCACUGAGUACUUCUCCGUCCUGGUCAACAUGGACAUGUCCCUGCACUCCAUGGAGGUGGUCAACAGGUGGGGACUUUGGAUAGAAUUCAGUUUUCAAUAUAGGUAUAGUUUUAAAAUAUGUUUAUUUGUCUGUGUAUUUAUGUGAGGUAAUUUUUUGUGUGCACAGGCUGACAACUGCUGUGGACCUCCCACCAGAGUUCAUUCACCUGUACAUCUCCAACUGUAUCUCCACAUGUGAACAGAUCAAAGACAAGUACAUGCAGGUAAGGAGGAGGAAAGGCCAUGACAGGAGCCUGUAGCUAACUGUUUGACCUGUCAGUCACAUUAAAAUGCUUGUCUUACCAGAGGAUGCAUGCCACUUCCUUUCUCAGAAGAUUGUAACUGGAAGUUAAUUUGUGGGUUGUCCCCGUUCAAGAUGACUGUUCACUACUAAUGUUAGUCAAUGCGCCACUGUGUUUAGCCAGUGUUCCAGAUGUGUGUCUGUUUCCAUUGGCAGAACCGCCUGGUGCGCCUGGUGUGUGUGUUCCUGCAGUCUCUGAUCCGGAACAAGAUCAUCAACGUGCAGGACCUGUUCAUCGAGGUGCAGGCCUUCUGCAUUGAGUUCAGCCGCAUACGGGAGGCAGCUGGCCUCUUCCGCCUCCUCAAGACCCUAGAUACAGGAGAAACCCCCCCUGAGACCAAAUCUGCCAAAUAACAGUACAUAUAGAACGUGGCAGUAGCCUGACCUGCCAAAUAACACCCCCUGGGGAGUAAGCCCACAGAGGCACAAUCCGCUAAAUAGCGCCCCAACCAAGAGAUACUGACCAAGGCUGUAUAACCACCCAGACAAUCCUCACGAUCUCACCAGUACCCACCUGGAGUCAGGUUUGAACUCGGUUACUGUUUUUCCCCUCUUUUCUGGACAAAGAUGGACAUAUUUUGAAACAGUGUUUUUUCCCCCUCCUUCAGAGGUUGAAGCUUGUCGGUUUUGUUUCAUUAAAUGGGUAUGUGAUGAACUAUCUGGGUUUUUGGCUUGUAUUUUCUACAGAGUCAUACUGUACAUGCGAAUAUAGGAUUGGCGGGUUUAUUUUGAAUGAGUUCUCUGUUUUUCCGUGAACUAGAUGGUUUAUCACAUGAGUAGGUUCUUAAUGCAGAACAACU
Messenger RNA from Coregonus sp. 'balchen', 4565 nucleotides. The record is from the annotation of a GenBank genome assembly. NCBI's taxonomy places the organism in Eukaryota, Metazoa, Chordata, Actinopteri, Salmoniformes, Salmonidae.